UUACAGGUAACCAAUUUCAUAUGAUGGACGCAUCAAAUGGUUCCGCAAAUUUCGAAGAAAUCAACUCUUUCUUCGAUUCCGCCCCGUCUCUAAAGGAUGGUGAAGCAAUCAAAAGAAAAGUCGAAGAAUUCCUGGAAGGAAGAGCCAAUAGAGUUGUAUGCGUGACAUCUGGCGGUACAACCGUACCUUUGGAACAACGAUGCGUUCGUUACAUUGACAAUUUCAGCUCUGGUCAUAGAGGAGCUGCAUCCACAGAGUAUUUUCUGAAGGCUGGAUAUGCUGUGGUAUUUCUUUAUCGUCGAGGAACUUGCCAGCCGUAUUGCAGGUCUCUUCCAGACGAUCCAUUGCUCGAGUGUUUUGAAGUUACUAAUGGAUCAAAUGUGACAGUGAACCCAAUACAUGCGAAAACAGUCGAGGGAGCCAUCAUUGACAAUCAUUUGGCAGUUACGAGAGGCACUUUGCUGAAACUUCCCUUUACAACAAUUUUUGAGUAUCUUCAGAUUUUGCAGUUGAUUGCGCUGUCAAUGAGGAGCCUUGGGCCAAGUGCUUUAUUCUAUCUUGCUGCUGCUGUUUCUGAUUUUUACGUUCCUUGGGAGAGCAUGACGGUGCAUAAAAUACAAUCGAGCUCUGGACCUUUGGACAUGCGACUUGCUCAGGUCCCGAAGAUGCUUUCAGUGCUCCGGAAAGAUUGGGCUCCUCUCGCCUUUUGCAUUUCCUUUAAGUUAGAGACGGAUACGAAGAUUCUUGUGGACAAGGCUAAUAUGGCCCUUAAGAAAUACAAUAUGGAUAUGGUUGUAGCCAACGAGCUUUUGACACGCAAAGAGGAAGUUAUUGUCGUCACAAAGGGCGGAAACGUAAUUGUUCAAAGGGACAAGACUGAGUCCGGUGCUGACGUGGAAGACCCGCUUAUCAAACUCAUCGUGGACACUCAUUCUUCUUACAUUACUUCGAAACAAAUCGUUUGAUGUCCACGAAAUGGAAAUUAAAUUGUAAGUUUUGUUUUUAUUUCCUUUUUUAGCAUUCGCAAAAGUAAUAAAUAGUUCAUGUAUUAGAAUUUGGCCUACCUUUUACUGUAGAACUAUAAGAAUAAAAGCUUUUAUGUCAUUUUGGUCUUCUGUUUAAGUAA
This is a messenger RNA of Erythranthe guttata (spotted monkey flower), 1126 nucleotides long. The record is from RefSeq and is a predicted model, not a curated record. Lineage: Eukaryota; Viridiplantae; Streptophyta; Magnoliopsida; Lamiales; Phrymaceae.